CUUUCUCUGCACAAAGCAAAUUUCGAUGAAAUCUGAAAAUGGAUCAUAAAUCUCUCACCAAAAAACUUUCAAAUCUGACUCUAUCAAUUCGCAGGAGGCGCCAACAGAGACCCGCAAUCACUAUCCCAAAAGAUGAUCACGAAAAUGUCCGAAAAAGAGUUCUAGAGGGCCUUACUGGCAUAUACAGAACCCUUAAAGAAAGUGAUGAUGUUUAUGUCACCGUGAAAAGCUCGAAUGGUUUCCUGAUUCAAUAUGAAGAUCUGAUACUUGAAGAAGUUGAUGGCCCCCUGACAACUUCUAUACCACGUUUUUUCCAGCCAUGCUCCUCGCAAUUUCUAAAAGAACAUCCAAUUAGCCCAGAAUCUACUGAAGCUAUGGAGGAAACGCAGUCUUAUGAGAGGCUUUGGUUAUCUGUGCAUGAGCUUCGGGAUUAUCCAUUAAAGGGCGCGAGGUUUCUCUGCUCCUGGUUGGCGUUAAAUUUCUCUGAGCAUUGGCGAGUGAAUGGUAAAGAGAAGGCUAGCCUCGAGAUGGAUUUCACAAAGUGGACUCCGACCGGAUUCGGAGAACUAGUCGACAAAGAAUUCCAUCAUACUGUGUAUUCCUCGCAAGAGAGGAAUACUAUGAAGGCAUGGUAUAUUCUGGAGGGCUAUCCGCACAUGAUGUUUACCAUCGCGCAUUCCUUCAAAGGUAGAGAGGAAUAUUUAUUGCGCGGGGAAUUGCUCGCAAUCACUGCGGCAAUGAUUACGCGACUUAGAUCCGGUUAUCUUCCUGAGCACACUAUCAUCCCGGUAAUGCUAUUUUCUUUUAUGGGAGGGACACAAGGCAGGAUUCUGCAAGCCUACACCAAUAAUGAAGGUCUAGUUAUACAGAAGAGCAAGCUCUAUGACUUUUCGACAUUGGAAAACUUUAGGGAAUUUAUAAAUCUCUUCUUGCGCUACCUAACAAGUAAUGCGGUCGGCGAUACUCAGCAAACGGGUAGAUAGCCAAUAAUUACAGAAGGCCAUAUCUAGUUGAUAGUUAACGAGUUGCUGUCUGUUUAUAGAAAUAGCAAAAUACUCAAAUAAUUAAUAAGGA
This is a messenger RNA of Paecilomyces variotii, 1074 nucleotides long. RefSeq lists its product as hypothetical. The coding region runs from base 39 to 983 and encodes 314 amino acids. The record is from RefSeq and is a predicted model, not a curated record. Lineage: Eukaryota; Fungi; Ascomycota; Eurotiomycetes; Eurotiales; Thermoascaceae. The transcript is spliced from 3 exons.